Molecule: messenger RNA, 1088 nt
Organism: Prorocentrum cordatum
Lineage: Eukaryota; Dinophyceae; Prorocentrales; Prorocentraceae
Source: the annotation of a GenBank genome assembly
ACGCAAACAGGGGUCAGCCAGAGCACCCGAUCGUGCAGGAUCCUGCAGGGCCAGGGUCGCAUGGACCCAGGCUUGGGUGCAGGAUCCUGCAGGAUUUUGCGGGAUCCCUCGCAUUGACCCGGGUUAGGGUGCAGGAUUUUGCAGGACCCUGCAGGAUUCUGCAAGGCCUGACUGACCCGGGUCUGGAUUGACCCGGGUCAGCAGGUCCCCGACCUUCGGCGCGCAGCUCGGAUAUCACGCUUGGUUGAUAGGAGGUGAUCUGAUAUUUGAAGGGGUGUGCACGUAGGUUGCAGGAGAGGAGAAAUACGAUGAGCGGGAGGUGUUGGAGGCUCGAGGAUCUCUGCGAUUUUGCGACAGCUGCGACGCUCCUGGACGUUGAUUGCGGCGUCCUCGCGAUCGACGGGUCGCUAGCCCUGAGCGAGGCGAACCUGGGUGUCGCAUGUACGGCCGUGAAGGCCGAUCAGAAUUCAAGCACGGUUCUCGAGGCGGGGAAGCCUCCCACUGAUGAUGAUGAUGAUGAUGAUGAUGAUGAUGAUGAUUGUCAUGAUCUAUCGAAGUGGUGCUUGCCAGACGUAUACUAGACUGAAGGUGAACAAAUGUUGUAAGUGGUGCAGCUGCCCGUUGCCGAGUCUCCGCCAUCUUUUUCAAGAGUGUCCGCAUUUUGAGGCCAAGAGGCGGGAUUUGGCACGUGAGCUGGAGCUGGACAGCACGUUCUGGGCCUCAGUGCCCCGAGUUACGAGCAAGAGUGGUUGGGUAUGUUACUCAGCAUCGCCAAGCUUUGAGGAGAGAUCCUGGAUGCUGGUCGCCACGGUACGCCUGGGCGCCUUCAUUGCCCGGGAGAAUUUCACGCCGACCGAGCGAGUCACAUCGAUUCGCUAGCGGUCUUCCUGAGGGCCGAGUACCUUGUCAUGCUAGUCCUUGCACUACCUUUCUUUUGAAUGCGUCGCGUGCCCGUGACGUGUUCCAUGACCCCUGCAAUUCUGGACGCGUCCCGUAAAGCUCUCUAGACCACCUAAGCCCAGAGGGCUGGUGGGAUUCCUGCAUCGGGGCCCCAUCCCUCAUCACAGCCUGCCUCUCCAGACCGCGUG